Messenger RNA from Crotalus tigris (Tiger rattlesnake), 9326 nucleotides. It is a transcript of the gene TACC1, whose product is annotated as transforming acidic coiled-coil containing protein 1. Gene Ontology annotation, biological process: mitotic spindle organization; cell population proliferation; cerebral cortex development. The coding region runs from base 1770 to 4262 and encodes 830 amino acids. Lineage: Eukaryota; Metazoa; Chordata; Lepidosauria; Squamata; Viperidae. The transcript is spliced from 14 exons. The record is from RefSeq and is a predicted model, not a curated record. Gene Ontology annotation, cellular component: cytoplasm.
UGUGUGAGCGGCUGGCAAACACGGGCACAUGCGCACAGCUCCAUUUGCAUGAGCAGUGUACAUGUGCCUGCCGCACAUGCAAACGGAGCACACGUGCACACCCUCGCUGCUCGUGCAAGUGGGGAUGCGCCUGUGUGUGUGCCUGCUUUUUCCACGGCCGGGUUGCAAACACCCACUGGUGGGCUGUGGCCCAGAGAUUAGGGACUUUUGUCCUGGCCUAAAGGUAAAUAGAAAAGCCAGAGUUUUCAAGUCUGAUUUGCUUUAUAACCCUUUGUCACUUCCCCUCAACUGGUCUUGCUAGCUAACCCUCUGAACGUUGAAAUGCAAUGAAGCCAAGCAAGCUUCAGGUCCACCAAGUUCAGUGUGGACUUAGAAGGGAAAACAAAAAACCCCAUUGCUCCAGAGAUACGUAGCUUACCCAAGACAUUUGAGCCCACCCACAAUCUAGUUGCCUCUCAAUAGUAACGGAUCGGAACGUGUGCAGGGAGCCAUUGUGGUUAUCUUAUUCUUCACUGUGUCCUGGGAACACAAGACUUAGGAAACCACAUCCUGCCAGCAUAAACAUACAGUGAGAUUUUGCGAACUAGACUGAAUUCAAUUCAUUAAGCCGGGGAGUUUUCAAGCUGUUGGCUGUGAGUGUUUUCUUUGUUAUCUCCUUCGCUACUCAAGGUGACUGAAGUGUGGUGUGAUGCCAGAAGGAAGUGACACAACGGAAGUAGCAACUGAAGUAAACAGACCUGAAAUCAAGCAUUUCCAAAGCAAGUCUGGUGGGUUUGAAAAGGCCUUUUCUAUUCAGUCAGUUCUUUUGGCGUCAGCCAAGGACAAUGCUUUUGAAAAGGCCGCUUGCAGUUGCCCAAUUUUGCACCUCCAAAGAUGACAUUUUUCUCCUGAUUGAGGAUCCUGCCCACAACUUUUUUUUAAAAAAGCCAAGAAUCGGGGCCUGGAAUGAAAGUUGCAAUUUAGAACAGAAGUGGCAGAAGGAAAAUCCGUUUCCAAUCCACAGUCUUCGUAGGUUGGGGAUCUUUUCAUGUCUUCCCAAUGUCUUAUUAUUUCCCUGCACCGCGACCUGUUGCCCGAAUCCAGGCAAAUUUCAAGCAACUGGCGCCUUCCCAUCCAUUCCCUAAGACGCAGCAGCUUCAUUCCUCUGUCUGGGGCGUCCUUUGGAGACCUUGCUUUACUGGGCCGGGGAUGCGUUUUCAGCCUGCGCCUGAAUGUAACGUGUGAAGGGGGCCUUGUGCGCCAGAACUCAAGCUACCCGCUCUUCGUCCCCUCCUCCUCCUUAAUUCGCGUUUAGUCCGAAAAGGAGGGGCGCACUCCGCCCCCGCAGGCAGCAAACGCCAUCGGGCAGCGCGCCCAAGCCUUGCGUAGCCAGCCCGGAGGAGACGCGAACGUGGGAACGAGUGACCGGGUGGGCACAGGGCGACGGCGACGAUCUCCUCCUCUUCCUCUUCCCUCCCCCCCCUGCCUUUGGCCAGGCAAGCCAACCGGAGCCCCCCCCCCCUGGGAGGGAGGCAGCGGGGCGGCUGGUUUGCUUCUCCCGGAGCAGGGCGCGUUGCGAGCACCCCCCGGCGCGCCUCCGCGGAAAGGCAGCAACCGGCGCUCCUGCUCCGGGGGAGGAAGCGGCGGCGAGGCGAGGCGGGGCGGAGGACGGCGGGGAGAAGAAGCGAUGGCUCACGGCUGACCGCAUCCGCGCCGGCUCGGCUCGGCUCGCUCCGAAAUCCCGGCGCUUCCCCUGGCCGCCCAGCCUCUCCAUCUUGACGGCGGCCCCCAUGGCCUUCAGCAGCUCCUGGCAGCUGCUCUCGCCCGUGCAAUGGGCCAAGUGGACCUGGUCGGCCGUGCGAGGCGGCGGCCAGGGCGGCCCCGCGGACCCCCAGCCGGAGGAUGACCUCGACGCCGCCGGGGAGAGGGGCCCGGCGCCCGGGCAGGCGGAGGACGCGGAGGAGGAGACGGCGGCGCAGGCGGAGACCAAGUCGCUGAGUCUCAGUUCGGAUUCAGAAGCCAAUUUUGGGACUCCUGACGCAGAGACACCAAUCCAUUCCUUGGGGAAAGAGUUGGAAGACCUGGAUCUGGAACUGGAGGUUGGAUCCCAAGCAUCUCUAGAAGAUCAAUUUGUCUCCAAAGAGUUGGAGGAGACAUCAGCUUUGGCAGAGGAUGAAUUACAGACUGACUCAGCAAUUGUGCAAGCCAGUGGUCCAUUUACAUCAAAAGCCCACCUUGGAAUUGAUCAGGGUUCAUCCCUGUCUUCUUCUGCAUUAGAUGCUACGUCAUCUACGGAGGAGAAUAUUGGUUCAGUGAGACUCAAUCCAGACCAUACUUCAGACACACUAUCCCAGGAGGAACAAAGGGAAAUUUUGAAGGAAAGCCAAGAGACGCCCGUUCAGGAAUCUUCAGAGGUCAAGUCAAGUGUUGAGAACAUUGCAAAUAACAAAAGUAAGCUCCCCAGGGCAAAACCAAUUGCUCUUCAAAAGAAAAUGGGGGGAGAGACUCCCGAGACUGAAGUGACCACAGAAAGCCCCCCUAUUCCCAAAGCUACCUACCGCUUUGAUCCAGAGGAAUACAAUGAGACCGUGAACCCAUUUAUGAUGGGAGGCUCCAAAUGUCCAAACUCGCCCCCUGCAUCUCAGCCAGGUGCUGAUCUUCCAAAUAGUGACCCUAAGCAUCCCAGCUCAGCAGGAGCUGGAGAUUGCAAGACCCGGGCCGUGAAACUAGAGUUUGAUUUUGCCGAAGGAGCGGAAAACGUUGAGCCCAAGAAGCUUCCAACAAGAAAAAUGGGAAAGAGGCCUAGCAGCAAAUUGUCUCCUAAGAGACAAAGAGGACCUACCACCCGGCCUGUUGUAGGUCCUGAGGAUGGAGAGAAGACCACAGCUCCUGAUGCUUCAGUGGCACCUCUUACCAAGGCUACUGCGGACACCAGCCAGUGGGAUGAUCCUGCCUUUAACCCUUUUGCGGGCAAUUCUUCUUUGCAGGAUUCUCCCACACUCACAAAACGUUCCUAUCAACUAGACAUGACAGAUCCUUUCAAGCCGAAUAGCAAGACUUUGUCCACUGUAGGAGCCGAUUCUUGUCCUUCCGCAGAGAACAGUCUCAACGAGAUCUUGGAGUCGCAAGCCCGAGAGGCUGCAGGGGAUGAUUUGAAGACAAGCUUGGUCCCCCAGACCUCCAGGUCACGGCUGAUAACGACUACAGAACAAGUGAAAUUUCUCUGUUUUCUGUUGAGUGGCUGCAAGGUGAGAAAGUAUGAAUCUCAUCCUUUGGCCCUGGAUGCUUGUGCUCAGGGUGAAGAUGAAGCAGCACUUAUUUCCAAAAUCCCAAAUCUUCCCAGCCAGGACGGGCACGCUACCGAUGAAGAGAAACUGGCUUCCACCGGUCAGAAGCCAGCUGAGCUGGAGGUAAAAGGUGAGCCCGAGGAAGACCUGGAGUAUUUUGAGUGUUCCAAUGUGCCCGUGUCUACCAUAAAUCAUACGUUUUCAUCCCCAGUAGAAGGUUCCGAGAAGGAAUCUUUGUGCAAAUUGGAAGGGAAGACUAACUCCACUGAGAUCUCAAGUGAUCCUGAACUAUGUUCAGUGGAAAAGGCUCCUGGAAGUACACCAGCCAGCCUGAGGGGAGGGGCUGAAAGUCCCCUGGAUGCCAUUUGCCUCAGUGAAUCUGACAAGACAGCAGUGCUGACUCUGAUCAGAGAAGAGAUUAUCUCUAAGGAAAUUGAGGCCAACGAAUGGAAGAGAAAAUACGAAGGAAGUCGGCAGGAAGUUUUGGAAAUGAGGAAGAUUGUGGCUGAAUAUGAGAAGACAAUUGCACAGAUGAUAGAGGACGAGCAGAGAACCAACAUGGCAUCCCAGAAGGGUCUCCAGCAGCUGACCAUGGAGAAAGAACAAGCCUUGUCUGACCUGAAUUCGGUGGAGAGAUCUCUGUCCGAUCUAUUCAGGAGAUACGAGAAUCUGAAGGGAAUCUUGGAAGGUUUCAAGAAGAAUGAAGAGGCCUUGAAGAAGUGCGCUCAAGAUUACCUCAAUCGCGUCAAGCAAGAGGAGCAGCGCUACCAGGCCUUGAAAAUCCACGCAGAGGAGAAGUUAGACAAAGCCAAUGAAGAGAUUGCUCAGGUGCGUACGAAGUCCAAAGCUGAGAGUGCAGCUCUCCAUGCCGGACUUCGAAAAGAACAAAUGAAGGUCGACUCUCUUGAAAAGACCCUCCAGCAGAAGAACCAGGAAAUUGAAGAGCUGACCAAGAUCUGUGACGAGCUAAUUGCCAAGUUAGGAAAGACCGAUUGAUGACCCAACGUCUAUCAUCUUGGUUUCUCCCUGCUGUCUGUCUGUAUCUUCCAGCAAGCAUCUUGCCUUACUUUCUUUCCAGAAAUAAUCUUUUCCUUCUUCACGGCAGCAAGAAAAAGCACAUGCUUCUGUUAUCAAAGGACUACCAUCUGCAAGAGAACUGAUGAUUGCCCGGUGCUCAUUUCCUGCUGUGUAAACCUCCUUUGUCUAUUCAGUAUUUGCAGGCUCUCCUGACUGCAUGAAGCCAACGGACAGAAGCAGGGACACAAUGUUGAUGGUUUUGCACAGAAGAGUUUCUGCACUUGGUUGAGGCUUUGGCCCACAGAAGCUGCUGUAUCAGUGCCUCAAGGACAGUCACCUACAGAGAGAGCAGCAUUGCAGAUAAUUCAGUGUGAAGACCAGCUUAAUUGAAUACGUUCCCCUGCUUGCACUAGUACCAUCCCAGGAAGGACACAAGUGGAAUAUGAUUUCAGCUGCCUCUAAAAGCACAAGGGGCAAAGCCAAGGCAGAGGCCAUUGUUCCUCAAAGGGAAAAUGUCCAGAUGAAAAGGAAUUAGUAUUCCUGGGAGCAUGGCAUCUUUGCAAAUCGCAGUUAGCCAUGGAGAAAAGGAACUCCUUGUCUUGACCCACACAGAGCUUGAGGCGCCUCGAUUCAUGGUGUCAUGAGCUGUGUAAAUCUGAAAAUAUAGGCCACGAGAAAUCCACAAAUCCUACAGGCAGCCUUCAGAGUCCUGCGUGGUUACAAGACAUGAGGACUUUGAGUUUAGCUGUUCUCCCAGCCAUGGUGGCGCCAGAUUGGGGGGUUUGGGAUGCUGGAAUCUGCCUCUCUGAAAAGCACUUGGGAUGGGGAAGUUAAUAUAAGGUGCCACGAGUCUCUUAAAAAAGGUUUGGGAUUUGACGUAGUGCACUUUAAGGCAACAGUAAGAAUGUAGCGGUCCACCAUUCACCUGAAGAGAACAUGCACAGAGUGAACAUAAAUGAAGAAGAGCAACUGUUAGAAAUCCCUAAAGACAACACGCAGAAACCCACACACAGACCCAGCACAAACACACACACACACACCAACCAUUCCUUGUGUUAGCAGCCAUGAGUCUCUACAAGAGGUACGGCCAGCCGGUUUGGGAUUUGACGUAGUGCACUUUAAGACAACAGCAAGAGUGUAGCGGUCCACCAUUCACCUGAAGAGAACAUGCACAGAGUGAACAUGAAUGAAGAAGAGCAACUGUUAGAAAUCCCUAAAGACAACACGCAGAAACCCACACACAGACACAGCACACACACACACACACCAACCAUUCCUUGUGUUAGCAGCUUUCUCUGUCCAGACAAAGAGCAGGGAAUGGAACACAACGGAGAGCAAGUGAAGAAAUACACAUCAAAUCUCCUUCUUCCAAGUUCUGAUGACUGAAGCUUCUUCCCAUGCCUUUUUUUUUCUUUUUGGGAUAUAAUUUCAAAAACUAAAAUCAUUUGCAAAGAACAUUCCCUACUCAUAGUUGAGAUCAUUCAAACGGAUAUCUGACCAGGAACUGCAAUUGUCCUGGCAAGUUUUGCGAUAACCACAAAAAUGUCAUCAGCCAAGUGUUCUUGCCUUUGGGCUUGAGACCUUUUCAGAUUUUCCCCUUUUAUGGUGAAACAUCGGACCCUUGUGAUUAAUCCACUAAGGAACUCUCAGAAUUGAUAUUCAUAAAGGCCCCAAGUUGCUCCAAUCCAGAUCUUGGAGCUGCCGGUCCCAGAACUGAGAUUCAUAAUUGCAACACAUCUACAAGGUGCCCUUUGGGAUGGCUGGUGUGAACAUUUUGUUGUAUCAUGUUGGUGUUGGCUUCUUGCCUACUCUGGCUGUAUCAAGUAAACAAUGGAGAUUUUUCUCUGCCUGCGGAUUCAAAGCUUGCGGUGACCAGGUAUUGAAAUUCGUAGCACAGAUCCUCUAUGGCUAUUCCACUUGGGCUGAUUUUUUCAUGAAGUCUUGCUGUAAAAAGGGAGUUCCAGAGAUCAAUCCAUUCUGUGGAUUGUUGUCUUUCUUAGUCACACAUGGAGAGAAGCUACACUAGGGAACCAUCCAAAGCCAUCAUGCAUGGAGAGAAAAGCUCCAUUUCUGGGGUCUAUCAAAAUGGUCCAUGUCUCCAUCUUGCAAUUUCUGAACAUGUUGUGAGGGUUUUAGGCUAUUUUCUCCAAGCUAUUGCUCUCCAGAACUGUUGUGUGGCAAUGUCCACUAUUCCCAGCCAGUGCUGGCUGGAAAUAAUUGGAAUUGUGGUGCAACACACCUAGAGAGGACCCAAUGAGAAGCUUCUAGCCUUCAGAGAUACAGAAUGAAAUCUCUCAUCCGACCAAUACAAACCCCUCUAUUUCUGAGGGGGAUGUGCCAUUCCUGAGUAGGAACUCUACUUUCAAGCAUGUUUGAAACCACUUUCUCAUACUGAUGUCUCAUGAGAUUAUCUUUCAACUGAAAAUUGUCCUCUGCACUUUGCUAUCACACAUCACUGGUCCAACUGCUGUGCUGCUGCUUCCCAAUGAGGUGGCUAUCGUCGAACAGAGCCGAGAUACAAUCAAAAGUUUAUACCAGGCCAAAUUCCUUGGACCCAGAGCUUUUGGGAUCUUGGCAUAUCAGAUCUGGAUAUGGAUCUAGGAACUUUUGUUGGCCUCAUCACGCAAAAGAUUCUGCCCUGUGGAAUAGCAUUUGGAAGAGUUGUCUUGCUAUAAUUUUGGGAGACCUGUUUUCAGUUCCCAUAAAACAAUGGUCCUACAGGUGAGGUGUUGAUCACUUUAGCAGCUGUACUAGUGGCAUCCUUCAGCUGACUCAGGGAUGGAGAUCUUGUGGCCUUCAAGAGGUUCAAUGGAGUUGCAUCAACCCCAAUUUGGCAGGAAUGAUGGGAACUAAAAAAACCUGAAAGCAAGCAAUCCUGUGUCUUCUUCCCGAGCUUCAUGGUUUAACACCAUCCUCCAGCUGUUGGCUGGGUAUUCAGUGGUUGCACUUUUGUCUGUGGUGUGAUUUGUGUAGGUGUGUGUCUUCACCUGCAUACUGUGCCAAAUGCUCUCUUGUUUUGUGCCUCUGAAGCAUGCCACUAAAGGGUGGGCAAAGAAGAUUCCUAAGGAAUGGUAUUAUUAACUAUAAUAUGGUUAUUAUAGUUUGUUCAGAUAUGAAAAUUUUGUGUGCGCGCAUGGGUGUGUCUGUUGUAUAUUUUGUGUGCUGGUAUGUGGGUGUGGGAUUGAAGUCUGUAGACCUGUUGCACCUCAUAUAGCAUUGUGUGGCAAAGUGCUACUCAGACUGGCUGCUAAUUCUCUCCGUAAAAUCUCCUCCAUCUCCAGCUGUAGCUUCCGCCAAUCUGUCCUGUUUCCAAAAUGACUUGAAAGAAGAGCCCUGCUCUUAACAAUUGCAUGCUUAAAAGCGAUAUGACGCACUGCAGAUCACCGACAUCUUUCCAGCAGCACCUGGUUGAUUGCUUAUCCUAUGUAGGUGUCUCACAUGAUCCAUUUUCAGCCAGAAAGAAGCUGCAGGCAAACACCAUUUGUUCCAUAAUCGUUCACAUUGACUGAAGUCGCCCCACUUUUACCCUGUUCUUGUUUUUGAGCUGUCUAAACACUUUACAGAGCUUCGGCCACUUAAAGCACACAGCUGCAACCCCAUCACUUGCAAGAGAGAUUAUGGGUUUAUGAUGAUCUUCACGGUGAAAGUGUUAAUAGAAGAGGUUGCUAUCUCUACCUGGAGAUGUGAAAGGGAGAUGUUUUGAUGGCCCGUUCUGCAUCACCACCUUGGCCUCUUCCAUGCCUUCUGGGCUUUGGCGCCCAACAUUUUUGAAAGGUUGCUGUGUUAUAAAAGGCAACGCUAGAAUCUAUUUUUUGCAUGGAAAAGGAUUUGUGGAAGACAGGAUGGGUCUUAUGACAGCUCGCCCUAGCCAACUCGCCAUGGCCAUCUCACUUUAGCCAACUUGGCUGUGAUCAACUCGCCAUGACCAACUCAUCAUGGAACAACUUACUGCAGGACAAGGGUUACAUUAAUAUUGAGACGUUAAAAUAAUUCUUAAAAUUAUUUUAAAGAAUUCAAUUGAAUUGUUGAAUUGUCCCACGAUGACUUGAUCCAUGGCGAGUUGUCCUUCGUUGUGUUGGCCAUGAUGAGUUGACCGUGGUGGGUUGGCCGAGGCAAAUUGUCCCAUUCCGGGGCAGGACAUUCUCCAAAACAAUCCACCAUAAAUCUACAAUGCCGGUUGUAUCACGAGGAUACACGAGUCAGUGACAUUACUGAGUUAGUCAUGUAUCAAGGAUCAACUCUAGCUUUGGGGGGGGGGAGUCCAAUUUCCUGUAUCCUUUCUUGACAGCUGAUUAUGGUUGGAAGAUCCACUUUAAUUCCAGAUCACAAUGAAUGAGAUGUCUUUCUUUCUGGCUCUUAAGCAUCUCUUCCUUUCUCUCUUUUUUUCAUUGCAAUCACCUUUUGCACAAAGGAGUUAGCCUACUCCUAUGAAGCGAGUUACUGCUAUCCGUCUGGGUACAAAUGCUGAGAGCAUUUGCCUGUGCCACAGGUUUAUUUGGUUUCCAUAUUAUCAUCCAUCAAAGAGUGCUCCAGUGCCUGAUCCAAGGCACUUUGCAAGCUUUUAUGGUGGGGAGAGUGGAGAUCUCUAACUUGCCAGCUUUACAUAUUUGAUAUAUAUAUAUAUAUAUAUAUAUAUAUAUACAGUAUAUGAUAAUCUCCCUUUUCUAAGUCAGGUACAUAUUUGUAAGAGUUAUACUUCCCCCUCCCUAUAAAAUAAAAUUGAUCGUUAAUAUAUUUUUCCCCAUCCUCUCCACUGCCUGAAUAAAACCAAUGUUCUUUCCCCUUGGCUACAAUACAUAAUUUGUAUGUUAUUUAUUUCUAACACUGACAGACAUCUACAGAUUUUGAUACCUAUAUAUACAUACUUACAACUAUGCAAAAGCACAACAUCUACAUGAAACAAUGUGGCACACUUCUCCACAAGGCUGAAUGUGUACUUCAAUUUUAUGCGCAACUGUUUACCGUGUAUAUGGCCGGUGCAGAAAGGUGGAUACCUUUUGAGUUAAAUGCUUGCAGCAACCAAUUAAACAUCUUUCUACUCUU